GCUGCCCGGCUCGGGGCGGUUCGCAGCUCCCGCUCCUGCCUGGGGACCUGAAGCCGCUCCGGCUCCGGGGGAUAGGACCCCGCGACUGACUGGCCCAAGCCCGGGGCGCGCCGCGGAAGCAGGCCCUGAUGGCGCCAUCUGCAAUGGGCCUCCUUGUUGUCUUCCUUCUGCAAGCUGCUCUCGCUCUGAACCCUGAAGACCCCAAUGUGUGUAGCCACUGGGAGAGCUAUGCCGUGACUGUGCAGGAGUCUUAUGCACACCCCUUUGAUCAGAUCUACUACACACGAUGUGCAGACAUCCUCAACUGGUUCAAGUGUACUCGGCACCGGAUCAGCUAUAAGACUGCGUAUAGGCGCGGCCUCCGGACCAUGUACCGGCGGAGGUCCCAAUGCUGCCCUGGCUACUAUGAGAAUGGAGACUUCUGCAUUCCUCUGUGCACCGAGGAGUGUAUGCACGGCCGCUGCGUCUCCCCGGAUACCUGCCACUGUGAGCCUGGAUGGGGAGGCCCUGAUUGCUCGAGCGGCUGUGACAGCGAGCACUGGGGUCCCCACUGCAGCAACCGGUGUCAGUGUCAGAACGGCGCCCUGUGCAACCCCAUCACCGGCGCCUGCGUGUGCGCCCCCGGCUUCCGAGGCUGGCGCUGUGAGGAACUCUGCGCGCCUGGUACUCACGGCAAGGGCUGCCAGCUGCUCUGUCAGUGCCACCACGGCGCCAGCUGCGACCCGCGCACUGGCGAGUGUCUCUGCGCACCUGGCUACACAGGCGUUUACUGUGAGGAGCUGUGCCCCCCUGGGAGCCAUGGAGCUCACUGUGAGCUGCGCUGCCCCUGCCAGAAUGGAGGGACCUGCCACCACAUCACUGGCGAAUGUGCCUGCCCUCCAGGCUGGACGGGAGCAGUGUGUGCCCAGCCCUGCCCACCGGGGACCUUUGGCCAGAACUGUAGCCAGGACUGUCCCUGCCACCAUGGAGGCCAGUGUGACCAUGUGACUGGACAAUGCCACUGUACAGCUGGAUACAUGGGGGACAGGUGCCAAGAGGAAUGUCCCUUUGGAACGUUCGGUUUCCUGUGCUCUCAACGCUGUGACUGCCACAAUGGAGGUCAAUGUUCACCAGCCACAGGGGCCUGUGAGUGUGAGCCUGGCUACAAGGGCCCUAGCUGCCAGGAGCGGCUAUGCCCCGAGGGCCUGCAUGGCCCAGGCUGCACCUUGCCCUGCCCCUGUGACACCGAGAACACUAUCAGCUGCCAUCCAGUUACUGGAGCUUGUACCUGCCAACCAGGCUGGUCUGGCCACUACUGCAACGAGUCCUGCCCCGCCGGCUACUAUGGCAACGGUUGCCAGCUACCCUGCACCUGCCAGAACGGUGCCGACUGCCAUAGCAUCACCGGGAGCUGCAUCUGUGCUCCAGGCUUCAUGGGAGAGGUGUGUGCCGUCCCCUGUGCCGCAGGGACCUAUGGUCCCAACUGUUCAUCUGUAUGUAGCUGUAGCAAUGGGGGCACCUGCUCCCCGGUGGAUGGCUCCUGCACCUGCCGAGAGGGGUGGCAGGGCCUGGACUGCUCCCUGCCUUGUCCCAGUGGAACCUGGGGCCUGAACUGCAAUGAGACUUGCGUCUGUGCCAAUGGAGCUGCCUGCAGCCCCUUUGAUGGCUCCUGCGCCUGUACCCCAGGCUGGCUGGGGGACUCCUGCGAACUGCCCUGCCCGGACGGCACGUUUGGGCUGAACUGCAGUGAGCAUUGUGACUGCAGCCAUGCUGAUGGCUGUGACCCUGUCACAGGCCACUGCUGCUGCCUGGCAGGAUGGACAGGCAUCCGCUGUGAUAGCACGUGUCCUCCAGGUCGCUGGGGCCCCAACUGUUCAGUGUCCUGCAGCUGUGAGAACGGAGGCUCCUGUUCCCCAGAGGAUGGGAGCUGCGAGUGUGCCCCUGGCUUUCGAGGACCCUUAUGUCAGAGAAUCUGCCCACCAGGAUUCUACGGCUAUGGCUGCGCCCAGCCUUGUCCCCUCUGCGUGCACAGCAGGGGGCCCUGCCACCACAUCAGUGGUGUCUGUGAGUGUCUGCCAGGAUUCUCUGGAGCCUUGUGCAACCAAGUGUGUGCUGGAGGGCACUUCGGGCAGGACUGUGCCCAGCUCUGUUCCUGUGCCAACAAUGGGACCUGCAGCCCCAUCGAUGGCUCCUGUCAGUGCUUCCCUGGGUGGAUUGGCAAGGACUGCUCACAGGCCUGCCCAUCUGGGUUCUGGGGCUCUGCCUGCUUCCACACAUGCAGCUGCCACAACGGGGCGAGCUGCAGCGCUGAGGAUGGGGCCUGCCACUGCACCCCUGGCUGGACUGGACUCUUCUGCACGCAGCGUUGCCCUUCAGCAUUUUUUGGGAAGGACUGUGGGCACAUAUGCCAGUGUCAGAAUGGAGCCAGCUGUGACCACAUCACUGGGAAAUGCACCUGUCGAACAGGCUUCUCCGGGCGCCACUGUGAACAGAGAUGUGCCCCUGGAACCUUUGGAUAUGGGUGUCAGCAGCUAUGUGAGUGCAUGAACAAUGCCACUUGUGACCACGUCACUGGUACCUGUUACUGUAGCCCGGGAUUCAAAGGAAUCAGGUGUGACCAAGCUGCCCUCAUGAUGGACGAGCUGAAUCCCUACACCAAGAUCAGUCCAGCUCUGGGAGCAGAGCGGCACUCAGUGGGUGCGGUCACAGGCAUCAUUCUCCUGUUGUUCCUGGUGGUGGUGCUGCUGGGCCUGUUUGCCUGGCGACGGAGGCGGCAGAAAGAGAAAGGCCGUGACCUGGCUCCCCGCGUCUCCUACACCCCAGCCAUGAGGAUGACCAGCACAGACUACUCUCUCUCAGAUUUGUCUCAAAGUAGCAGCCAUGCCCAGUGCUUUUCCAAUGCCAGCUACCACACAUUGGCGUGUGGGGGGCCUGCCACCAGCCAGGCCAGCACUCUGGACAGGAACAGCCCCACCAAGCUCAGUAACAAGUCCCUUGACAGAGAUACAGCAGGCUGGACCCCCUACAGCUAUGUGAACGUGUUAGACUCCCAUUUCCAGAUCAGUGCCCUGGAGGCCAGGUACCCGCCCGAGGACUUCUACAUUGAACUUAGACACCUCAGCCGCCAUGCUGAGCCACACUCACCAGGCACUUGCGGAAUGGACAGACUUCAGAACACAUACAUUAUGGACAAAGGCUUCAAAGAUUACAUGAAAGAAUCUGUGUGCAGUUCUAGCACUUGCUCCUUGAACAGCAGUGAAAACCCUUACGCCACAAUUAAGGACCCACCCAUCCUCACCUGCAAGCUUCCAGAAAGCAGUUAUGUCGAAAUGAAGUCACCUGUGCACAUGGGGUCUCCGUACACAGAUGUGCCAUCCUUGUCGACAUCUAAUAAAAAUAUAUAUGAAGUUGAGCCCACAGUCAGUGUGGUCCAAGAAGGUCGAGGUCAUAACUCCAGCUAUAUCCAGAAUCCAUACGACCUACCUAAGAACAGCCAUAUUCCUGGUCACUAUGACCUCCUCCCAGUAAGACAGAGCCCUGCCCAUGGGCCCGCCCAGGACAAGCAGUAAGAGGGAUAAGCUUCUCUCUUAGUGUGCUCUGCUGACUAUUUUCUGACUCUGAAAGAAGACAAUCCAUGACUUGAAAUAUCAGUACAGAAUGCCUUGAGCUGUGUGUUAUUAGUUCCUUCACCUGGAUUGAAAGGAACACUUCCAAACGGGACUGGGGUAACUGUUCAAGAAAGUCUGUUCACAAAGGCAAAUCCUAUCAACCUUCAGCUCUAAAUGUCCUGGAUAUGAUUUUCAGAACAUUAAAGAUACCACUAUUCAUCAGCAUCAGCUAAAAGCUAUGUAUUUAAUAUUCUGAAACAUCGCUUAAGAAGCAUGUAGCUUAGGUUCCGCAAACCUUGCAAGGAGGAAAAGGAAACUGGGGAGGGGAAGGGGCACUUUAAAGUGCUUGAAAUGUAUAUGUGCUGUUGAUUGUUAUCCUCAACAUCAGUUUCAGUAUCUAAGGGAAUUGGUAUGUGGGCAUGAACUGUUCUAAUAUUAAUAUCAGUCUCUGUUCAUUUGGUAUGCCCCAGAAAAUUAUAACAGCCACAAUCGGAGUUUAAAAUACAGCCUAAUUCUUUAAUCAAAACAGAUUCACUUUCUUCUGCCCUAUCAGUGAUAGUAGGCAAAACAGAAAGGGGGAAAAAGUAACUGUUUCAAAAGAGCAGCAGUUUCAUUCACUCUAGAAUGAUUUCUAUGCCAGCCUUACCAAAUUUUGCCAAGUCAAAGUUCAAGAAUAACAAAUGCCAAUCCUGGCCUGGCUGCAUUGCAUUGGUUCACCCAAUACUUGAGUCAUUCUGUGUGCACCAGAGAACU
Messenger RNA from Mus pahari (shrew mouse), 4340 nucleotides. It is a transcript of the gene Megf11, whose product is annotated as multiple EGF like domains 11. The record is from RefSeq and is a predicted model, not a curated record. The transcript has 26 exons. The coding region runs from base 129 to 3548 and encodes 1139 amino acids. Gene Ontology annotation, molecular function: scavenger receptor activity; protein binding. Lineage: Eukaryota; Metazoa; Chordata; Mammalia; Rodentia; Muridae.